AUGUAUUGCUGCUCUGCUACAAUUGUUUCUUGUUGCUAGACUACUGAUGCCACAGUGAUAGCCAGAGCGGAGAAACAACAUCAAAGGAAUUAUGAUAGAAGGCUAUCCGCCGCAAAUUAUAUUUCAAUUUCUGCAUCGUUUAUUCCAAGCAACGGUGUAAUACGAGAGAUUGUAGGUUGUCUGCUGUGCUCGUACGAAAUCUAAAAUAAUCGCUUGUGGUAGGCUAUAGCUGCUAGGCUAUUGUUGCUUUCGUAUCGUUUUGAGGACAGGCAUUUGAUUAUGUUUUGAUCUCAAAGUAAGAGGUGUUUUUUUUAUAUAUUCCUACCAAAUGCUUGUUUUUACCGCAGCUAUAGCUAAGGAUAACGUGUCAACAUAGCGAAAUGAAGCAUCGAAAAAUGACAAGAACACGCAAGGAGAGGUUCUACAACUGUCCAUUUCCUCCAAAGAGAGAUUAGUUUAUCAUUUUAUCUGUAGCCAACUUCAACGAUGUCUCUCGUGGCCAGCGAUAUCCCGACGGACGAAGACCUAGAAGAUCUGGUCGAGGAUGGACUUUCUCUUGCUACCUACAUAUCAGACUCUGGAAAGAAAGCCAGGAAAAAGAAGCUGUCUGGUAAACCUCCCCCCUCUCCCAGGUCUCCGUAUCUCUCCAGUAUGGAUGUGAACCCGAGGAGAUCAGCGGUGUCAGCCUGGAGGCCCCUGAGAGGAACUCUGGGGGAGAGGGGGGAGGCCCUAGGGGGGAGAGGUGACACUCUGUUGGAGAGGGGUGAGACAGCUCGGACCCCCAGAGAGAACUGUCUGGCUUCGCUAAGCAAUGGGCACGGUCUGUCCCAGUCUCUGAGAGUUGACUUUGACACAGCACACACCUCAGCCUGUCUCUCCUCUUCUCCCUGUACUCCAGAGUAUCUCCAACAGGCUCUUGGCAUUAAGAAACCCAAACACCUGCACUCCUCAUCCAAUGACUACAGAGAGAAGGAGGACAUGUACGAUGAGAUCAUCCACCUCAAGAAGAGUCUUCAGGCUCAGAAGUCCGAGAAGGACAGGAUGAAAGCCAAACUACGGCGUCUGGAGGAGGACAAAACUAAGAAAGACAAGCAAAUAGAACAGCUGCUGGAUCCCACCAAGGGACCGGAGUACACACUGAGUCUGGUGGACAAGAAACACCAGGGGAGCCUGGUUGUUAAUGGACUGAAACAGAGAAUCCUGAAGCUGGAACAGCAGUGUAGAGAGAAAGAGAACACUGUGACUAAACUGCAGAGUGAGCUGCAGACCACUAAUCUGGAGGAGUUGAAGAUCACAGUGGAGACCUACUUUGAGGAGAUUCAGAGACUGAGGAUGAUAUUGGACGCAACAGAGAAAAGCAGUAGAACAGAGAGUAAAGGUUCUCAGAGGAAGCAGAGGGUUUUAAGCUCUACGGUUCUGCGUUUAUCAGAGAACCUGAAACAGCUACAGCAGGAGAACCACACACUGAGAGAGGAACUCAACACAGACAGCCCAGCCAGCGGGCUGAAAGCCUACAAAGACUGGAGCAAACAGAGAGUGUUGAGGAGACUGGUGGAACUGGAGAGGAGGUUAGAGGAGGUGAGGAGUGCCCCGGCCAGGAGGAGUGGGGUGGACAGACUAGUCCAGACUGACCGACUCACCACACCCACGGAGACAGGGGUUGCUACGCCGCCGGGGAUAACCACCGUAACAACGGAAGGGGGCGUUGCAGUGGUAAACACCCAACAGGAAGGGGAGGGGUUUGUCCGUCUGAAGGGGUGUGUCAGACAACUGGAGCAGGAGAAGGCGGAGCUACAGGAGACGCUGACCGAUAGAGAACAGGAGCUGAAUCGACUGAUGGCUGAAAGAGAGCAGGAAGAGAAAGAGACGGAGAGGAGGAAGAACGAACAAAGGAGUGAACAUGAGAAGGAAACACAACUCUACCAACUGGAGAUAGAACAGCUGACCGUGAAGAUACAAUCUCUGGAGGAGGAGAAGAAGAGAUGGACUGAAGAAGAACAGAGAGAGAGGGAAGAACAGAACCGGGAGAACCGGAAGGAGAACCCAGAAGGGAGGGAGGAGAAGGAAAGGGCAGCUAGGGUGAUCCAGAGAGAGUGGCUGGAGCACAGAGAAAGGGACACAGUGUUGAUCCAGUCAGCAAUAAGAGGACAUCUCCUCAGACAGAGCCAGAUAGCUCACCUCCGAGACACACACACCAGCACUCUCAGCAAGAAUGGCCAAUCACAGCGUGGCAGUGAUGUUACCUCCUGUGUGGAGGAUGGGGAGCUGGUUGCCGUGACGCUGAUCCAGUCUGUGUUCCGAGGUCACCUGACACGCAGCGGACUAAUGACGGAGAGCUCUGAGCCUCCAGCCCCUCCUCCCUGUGGACCCACACCAGCUCCUAGAAGAGUCCCCUCUGUCCCUUCAACACACACUCCCAGCAACACAGCCCUUCCAGGCAGUGAUGUAGAUGAAGAUGUAACGGCGCUGAGUGAGGAAGAUCCCUGGCCUGUCUCUAACAUACUGUCCAACAGGAGGAGACUCACACCAGCCCAACUACAGCUCCAUCCACCUCCAGACUCCAAGGUUUCCAAGGCGAUGGACUCUGAGGAUUCCGACGAUGACAUCAUCGUGUCUCCGUCUUGUCUCGUGGGAAGGAGAGAAGAAAUCUACUUCUAGACCAGAGCAUUGCACUAUGGGAUAUGAAGUGUGUGUGUGUGUGUGUGUGUGUAGCUGGGUAUGCAGGCUUUUACUACAGCCCUACACCAGAUUCAAUCAAGGUCCAGAGGACAUGCUGAUAAGUAGAACCAAGUGUGUUUUGGUAGUGCAGGGCUGGAACGAAGUCCUGCACAUGCAGUUGCUCUCCGGGAGGGGAGUGGUUGUUGGUGUCAGGGCUGUAAUAAUAAUAAUAAUAAUGAUAAUAAUGAUAAUCCUGCACAGGAGGGUUGCUUGCCAGCUCUCCGCCCAAUAAAUCUCUGUUCUGAUACCGAUCGUUUUUUAUGUUGCCAAAGUGCCUGAGUGCUGUAUAUAGAUUAUUGAUGGUCAUAAACAAAGUUAUAAAUCAUGGAGUUUAUUGGAGAAUGAGCGUCUUUUAAUUCAUGUCUAUCAAUAGAAACACUGCUGAUUCAAACUGUGAACUUAUCAUCAUAUUCUACUGCAAUAUGACGCUCAGAGGAGAGUGCGCGUGACUGGUAGGGAUUUUGUGUUGUUAUCGUGCCUUGAGUUGUGUUUUUUUAUAAUAGCUGUAAUCCAUGAACAUAAUGUUUUAUCUGAUUAAAGGAGUAUCUUUCCUUGUAUCGUACAUCA
Salmo salar (Atlantic salmon) is the source of this 3285-nucleotide messenger RNA. The record is from RefSeq and is a predicted model, not a curated record. NCBI's taxonomy places the organism in Eukaryota, Metazoa, Chordata, Actinopteri, Salmoniformes, Salmonidae.